AUGUUCUCUAUUACAAACACCCUUCCCUAUGAAUAUCAAUUGUGCCAUACAUGUUACAGCAAUAAAGCAAUUGCUGUGGCAUGUCAAAAGCUAUGCCUGGGAAAGAUGCUGAAAGCUAUGAUGAAUAACGAAGUAUCAGAAGAUGACUCCUCUUCUGAGUCAAGCCAGUUUAUGUUAUCAGCAAUUCCUAGCUUGAUGCUUGAAGAGAACACAAACAUGAUUAGCAAUGAAAUCAGUGACAUUAGCAACAACACUGACCUUGAUAAGCCCAUGUAUGAUAUUGAAUAUGAGAGCAACAUGAGAGAAUCAGUUGACAUAGAUGGAAGCAAAAGUGCCACCUCUCCCUUGGUUUUCGAUUUCAGCCAACCUUCUCCUGUCCUAAGCAACAAUGAUGCAAAGAACCUGGAGUUUAUUAAAAUCAUCAAUGACUUUGGCAUUUCCUGUCAAGCCCACAAGAAGCUUGCUGCACAUCUCAACAACAUUCUGGAGAUGUCAACCAAGAUAACGUACAGAGUGUGUACACCAUACCUGGGCAAGGAGCUCUUGAAGCAUUUCUCUGGUGUAGAAGAAACAGUGUAUGACGUCUGCCAAAGCGGAUUUAUGAUGUUUAACGUGGCAGAGAAGGUUGCUUGCAAACGUUGUGGCAAAGCUCGCUACAAAAGCAACAAAACGGAUAAGGAUGGUAUGCCCAUUGCUGAGAAAACCAUGGUCCAGAUUUCUUUGGCAAGUGAUACCAGACACGAGAUGUUAUACCACCACAAUCAUGAGCAAAAGGCAGAUGGCAGCAAGGUAGAAAUUUUUGCCAGGCACACAUACCAGUCAAUCAAGCACCUUUUCUCCGGUGAAAAUGAUGUUGCAAUUUCUUUGUCUGUCAAUGGAUUUGCGCCUCAUAACGUCCCCAGUUCGAUUACUAUUCUGCAUGCCACAGUUCUUAAUCUUUCUCUAAUGGUCCAUUAUGAGAAAAGCCAGAUGUUGCAAAUUGCAAUAAUCUCAGGUCCUUCCGCACUACUUGACUUUUGGUCAUUUUUGAAGCCAACCUUGGCAGACCUCAAGGUACUCCAGGAGGAAGGAAUGAUUGUUGUGACCCCAACUCUCACCAUCCACACAAAGGUCCAUGUCCUUGUGGUAACUGGUGAUAUUCUGGCAGUGGCGAAACUGGCAUGUCACACUGGCCAUAUGAGCAAAACAAAUUUGUCUAGCAAGAGUCUUGUAGGACAAUCUCCUCUUUCUUCACUGGCAUCAUUCAUGGGCCCAUUCUUUUUUACCCUUGACGAGAUUCAUGGCCUUUGCCAUAGAAUAGGCAAACAGGUCUGGGGACUUAUUGGUGGAAAGUAUGGAAUUAAACACUCUCUGUUUCUUCCUGCUAAUGUACUUAAGGAAAUCGGCGUGGCAAUGGUAGCAACAAGAAAAACAGUUCCAACAGCAUUUCAUGGCUCUUGGAGAAACGUAUCCAAGUACAGUAGGUACUUCAAGACUGUAGAUUGUGCCGACUUCCUUCUCUUUGUUGUCCCUACACUGGUGGCUGAGCGUCACCUUCUACAACAUUACCCCAAUAUGAUUGGUGCCUUUGGUCCUCCACGCGCAUACAGCACAAGAUCAGUAGAGCAUGCUAUUGGCAAGUACUCUCAUGCCAUCAAAAGCAAUUUGGCAAUUGGCAUGAAUGCUGGAAACGUAAUGGUCUGGCUGGCUCGUACAUGGCAAUUGUUGACUGAUUCUGAAGGAGGCAAAUGGAGAGAUGUUGUAUUACAGUAUGAGGAUAUGUCUGCUGGUUGGCUAAUUACUAGUGAGGGCAAGCAUGUUAGUGCAGAUUCCGAUAUCGAGUUCUGGGGACCUUUAGGAUAUAAAACAAUUGAUGACAGUUUUGAAGACAUUUCUUGUCUUCUGAUUCUUAUUCGAGACUUUUAUAGAUCAAAGGGGGUGGAAUGCGGGACGAUUGAACCAGCUAUAAUAACUAGCCACAAAGCUUUUAUUAAGGACUGUGUGGUUGACUUCUCAUUUUCCCAAAAAACAUUAAGAAAGGCACAUCACAUUUGUCUUCAGAUGCAAGUCGAUCUGUUCACAAAUGUAUGUCGCCAAUACACUCCCAUGGCAAAAGACUUCUUUGGAAAAGUAAUUCUUUUCUUUGAACAUGAGAAUUCUAGUAAAAGGUGGCCCCUUGUUUUGGUGCUGAUAUAUAGCACUGUAUUAUACAAUGAUAUUCCAGUGGUAGUAAAUGGUCAGCUCAAACCAAAGGUAGUCCACCUGGCAGACGUCAAGGAGUUGGUUGGUCUUGUGGUGUCAGAUGCAAUGGGCAGUACAACAACACCAACAACAACAAAAUAUAUAGUGUGGCCAGAACUUAACCGCAGCCCAAAAUUAAAUCUUGGUUAA
Messenger RNA from Phycomyces blakesleeanus NRRL 1555(-), 2370 nucleotides. RefSeq lists its product as hypothetical. The transcript is spliced from 6 exons. The record is from RefSeq and is a predicted model, not a curated record. Lineage: Eukaryota; Fungi; Mucoromycota; Mucoromycetes; Mucorales; Phycomycetaceae. The coding region runs from base 1 to 2370 and encodes 789 amino acids.